UUUGCUGUCCUUUAUGUCCUGGAGGAAUGUGAGAUGGUGUUACUGGUAGCCAUGGCCUGGGACAGAUAUGUGGCCUUAUGCAAGCCCCUCCACUAUCUGACCAUCAUGAGCCCACGGAUGUACCUUUUGCUUCUAAUUGGUUCAUGGAUUAUUGGUCUCAUUCACUCUGUGGCUCAGUUAGCUUUUGAUGCCCAUUUGCCUUUUUGUGGUUCUAAUGAGAUAGAUAGUUUUUACUGUGACCUUCCUAGGUUCAUCCAACUUGCCUGCAUAGACACGUACAGAAUGGAGUUCUUGGUUACUGCUGACAGUGGAUUAAUUUCUGUCACUACCUUUUUCUUAUUGAUUGUCUCCUACAUCUUCAUACUGUUCACUGCUUGGAAGCAGUCCUUGGAAUGUUUGUCCAAGACCCUCUCUACACUUUCUGCUCACAUCUCUGUGGUGGUUUUGUUCUUUGGACCAUGCAUCUUCGUGUACAUAUGGCCAUUUCCUAAUGUCCCAGUGGAUAAGUUUCUUGCCAUUCUGGACUUCAUGAUUACACCCAUCCUGAGCCCUGCCAUUUACACACUGAGGAACAAAGACAUGAAGGUGGCAAUGAAGAGACUGAGUAAACAACUCCUGAGUAGGAAAAGUAUCUCCUAA
Peromyscus eremicus (cactus mouse) is the source of this 639-nucleotide messenger RNA. RefSeq names its product olfactory receptor 4F21-like. The transcript has a single exon. Lineage: Eukaryota; Metazoa; Chordata; Mammalia; Rodentia; Cricetidae. Gene Ontology annotation, biological process: G protein-coupled receptor signaling pathway. Gene Ontology annotation, molecular function: G protein-coupled receptor activity; olfactory receptor activity. The annotation marks the transcript as partial. The record is from RefSeq and is a predicted model, not a curated record. Gene Ontology annotation, cellular component: membrane.